This is a messenger RNA of Sturnus vulgaris (Common starling), 2006 nucleotides long. RefSeq names its product lactamase beta (gene LACTB). NCBI's taxonomy places the organism in Eukaryota, Metazoa, Chordata, Aves, Passeriformes, Sturnidae. Gene Ontology annotation, cellular component: mitochondrion. Gene Ontology annotation, biological process: proteolysis; regulation of lipid metabolic process. The record is from RefSeq and is a predicted model, not a curated record. Gene Ontology annotation, molecular function: peptidase activity.
AUGUCGGGCCUGGCGCGGGCCCUGCGGCGGGCGGCGGCUCCCGGGAGGGUCCCCGCGGCCCGCAGAGGGGGCGGCGGGGCCGGGGCGCAGCGCUGGGGCUGGGGGCUGGCGCUGGGGCUGGCGCUGGGGGUUCGAGCGGCGCCGGAGGGAGGCGAGCCUGAGAGCGGGCGGGAGGAGAAGCCGCCGCCGCCGCCGCCGCCGCGGGGCUUCGGAGCGGCCGUGGAGAGGAGCAGGGACCUGGUGCGGAGGAUCAAGGAUGAAGCAGGAAUCCCAGGUAUAUUAGUUGGAGUUUCUGUAGAUGGAAAGGAAGUCUGGUCAGAAGGUCUGGGCUAUGCUGACGUGGAGAACCGUGUGCUGUGUAAGCCAGAGACCAUCAUGCGCAUCGCCAGCAUCAGCAAGUGCCUCACAAUGAUGGCUGUGGCUAAACUGUGGGAAGAGGGGAAACUGGAUUUAGAUGCUCCAGUGCAGAAAUAUGUCCCUGAAUUUCCAGAAAAGUUCUACGAGGGUGAAAAGGUCACUAUUACCACAAGACUGUUAGUUUCACACUUGAGUGGGAUUCGUCACUAUGAAAAAGAUAUUACAAAAGUAAAAGAAGAAAAGGAAAAGGCAAACAGAGCACUUAAACUAACAAAAUCCCAUCAAGAUAAAGAACAAAAAGAAGGUAAAGAGACUGAAAAAUCUGAAUGUGUCAAACAGAAGAAAGAACAUCAUAGUGGGACAAAAAGCCAAAAUUCAAAGCCUGGCAGGAACGACAAGGAGUUUGAACAGGAAGAGUAUUAUUUGAAGGAAAAGUUUGAAAGUGUGAUUGAAUCACUGAAGAUAUUUAAAAAUGAUCCUUUAUUCUUCAAACCAGGCAGUCAGUUCUUGUACUCAACGUAUGGCUUUACUCUCUUAAGUGCUGUUGUGGAGAGAGCUUCAGGACAAAAAUUUACAGAUUAUAUGCUGAAAAUGUUUCGUGAUUUGGAUAUGCUGUCAACUGUCCUAGAUGACAAUGAAGCAAUGAUAUAUAACAGAGCAAGGUGUUACAUUUACAACAAAAAGGGACGGCUGGUAAAUGCACCAUAUGUGGACAACUCUUACAAGUGGGCCGGUGGUGGCUUUCUAUCAUCAGUAGGUGACCUCCUGAAAUUUGGAAAUGCCUUGUUGUACAGUUAUCAAGCUGGACAAUUUAAAAACAGGAAUGCCAAACUUCUUCCAGGGUACCUCAAGCCAGGCACAGUUGCAAUGAUGUGGACUCCAGUGCCCAAAACAGAAGUGUCGUGGGAUAGGGAUGGUAAAUACGCAAUGGCUUGGGCUGUGGUAGAGAAAAGCCAACAGUAUGGCUGCUGCAGACAGCUGAGACACUAUGCAUCCCAUACUGGGGGUGCUGUGGGGGCCAGCAGUGUCCUCCUCAUUCUGCCUGAAGAGCUGGACCCCGAAGCUCUGGGUACUUGGCCAGUGGCCCCGCCGAGAGGAGUAAUUGUCACCAUUAUCUGUAAUAUGCAAUCGGUCUCGCUCAACAGCACUGCCUUAAAGAUUGCAAGGGAAUUCGAUAAAGAGAAACGGGCACAAUGUACAGACUAAAAGAGAUGUGUGUGACUGAACUCACUGUACUGAAAAACAAAGGGAGAAGGGUGUAAUUCAAGUUCACUAAGUAUAUGGGAUGAAAAAGCAUAAACAAUUCACUUAAUUAACCUCUGCUAGUGGUGCUAAACUUAUGUUUUAACUGGAAUUCAUCUCUCAGGGAAAUUCCUAACUUACAGAAAAUGAGAAUGUAACAUUCAAUGAUGACUUUCUGUAGUACCUGUGUAAAUUAUCAUUAUAUUAGCAGUUUAUUUUUAUCAACUAGUGAAACACUUGACCAAGAUUAAAAAAUAGCUUUUUUUUUUGCACUAAGAAGUACAAAUUACCUACCUUGAAUGUUAAACUUUUGAUAAAUUCCACAUCGUGAUUUGAGCACACAAAUACGUUGUUAUUCUCAGUUCCAGUCUGCCAAAACUAAUCAGUAUUAAAGAAAAAUUGUGUCA